AGAUCAAAGCACUCAGUCUUUCAGGGCUGUAGAGAAACAGUGUCCUGAGUGCUUGGUGUAAGAAAGAUCUGAGGGUGCUAAUUUGUAAAUAGGCUUUCAACCAGUCCUCUUUUUUCAGCUCUAUGUCUACUUCCUUUCCAUAGGAAGAUUGAAUUCCAUCAAUUCUUAUGCCUUUGGAGGUUCUUGAUGUGAUGUAAGUGCAGCUGCGUCUCUGAUUUUCCCACUGACAGUUUAAAGCAUCUGUUUUCUCAAGUGUGUUUUGGGAGUUUUCACUUGUCUGCCUCCUUUUUUGACACCAAGUACUGUUGACUUUUCAUCUUCCCUAUUUGUACUUGUGAGUUAUGGCUUUAUUAUUUAUCUGUUUUAUUGAGGAAUCACAUAAAAUGCAUAUAGUACCCUGAUCUUAAAUGUAUAGUUUAAUGAUUUUUAUGUAUAUAUACAGUAGUCCCCCCUAACCCCUUAUCCAAGGGAGAUAAGUUGCAAGACCCCUAGUGGAUGCCUGAAACCAUGGAUAGUGUGGCACCCAAUUGCUUUCAAUUGGAACAUGUUUCUGUUCAUAUCUCAGCCUUUUCCAUCUUAACUAAACACUUAUCACAUGCUUUGACCAUAAGUUUUGCAGUUUAAGGGACAACAGCAAAACUGGCACUAAUUUCUUUUUCCUUCUUCACAAUUUCAGGAAUAGAAAAUAUGUUAUUAAUGGUAGAUCUUAGCAACCUCAGCGUAUGAUUUUUUUUCUUAAGUUGAAAACUUUAACCUUUUCGCUUGAAGGAAGCACUUCACAGCUUUUCAGUGUAUCAAAAUUGCCAGCAUCACUACUGUUGCACUUUGGGGCCAUUAUUAAGUAAAAAGAAUUAGUUGAAUCCAACCACCACAAUAUUGGAACAGUUGAUCUGAUAACCAAGAUGGCUACUGUAUUAGUCCGUUUUCACGCUGCUGUAAAGAACUGCCCAAGACUGGGUACUUUAUAAAGAAAAGAGGUUUAAUUGACUCAGUUCUGCGUGGCUGGGGAGGCCUCAGGAAACUUACAGUCAUGGUGGAAGAUGAAGGGGAAGCAAAGACCUUCUUCACAUGACGGCAGGAAAGAGAGAGCUAGCAAAAGCUGGAAAAACUGCCUUAUAAAACCAUCAGAUGUUGUGAGAACUCACUAUCAGGAGAACAGCAUGGGGCAAACUGCCCCCGUGAUCCAGUCAUCUCCCACGGGGUCCCUCUCUUGACACCUGGGGAUUAUGGGUAUUACAGUUCAAGUCUUUCCAGAGUCAUCUUAGUGGGAUUUGGGGAAGCAACAGGGCUGUGUGGGGUAACCUGCCACCUUUAAGUGGAAAUCAGAAAUGGAGCAAGAGCCACAAAAUGGAGAACCUGCUGAAAUUAAGAUAAUCAGAGAAGCAUAUAAGAAGGCCUUUUUAUUUGUUAACAAAGGUCUGAAUACAGAUGAAUUAGGUCAGAAGGAAGAAGCAAAGAACUACUAUAAGCAAGGAAUAGGACACCUGCUCAGAGGGAUCAGCAUUUCAUCAAAAGAGUCUGAACACACAGGUCCUGGGUGGGAAUCUGCUAGACAGAUGCAACAGAAAAUGAAAGAAACUCUACAGAAUGUACGCACCAGGCUGGAAAUUCUAGAGAAGGGUCUUGCCACUUCUCUGCAGAAUGAUCUUCAGGAGGUGCCCAAGUUAUAUCCAGAAUUUCCACCUAAAGACAUGUGUGAAAAAUUACCAGAGCCUCAGUCUUUUAGUUCAGCUCCUCAGCAUGCUGAAGUAAAUGGAAACACCUCAACUCCAAGUGCAGGGGCAGUUGCUGCACCUGCUUCUCUCUCUUUACCAUCACAAAGUUGUCCAGCAGAAGCUCCUCCUGCUUAUACUCCUCAAGCUGCUGAAGGUCACUACACUGUAUCCUAUGGAACAGAUUCUGGGGAGUUUUCGUCAGUUGGAGAGGAGUUUUAUAGGAAUCAUUCUCAGCCGCCGCCUCUUGAGACCUUAGGGCUGGAUGCAGAUGAAUUGAUUUUGAUACCAAAUGGAGUACAGAUUUUUUUUGUAAAUCCUGCAGGGGAGGUUAGUGCACCUUCGUAUCCUGGGUACCUUCGAAUUGUGAGGUUUUUGGAUAAUUCUCUUGAUACGGUUCUAAACCGUCCUCCCGGGUUUCUUCAGGUUUGUGACUGGUUAUAUCCUCUAGUUCCUGAUAGAUCUCCGGUUCUGAAAUGUACUGCGGGAGCCUACAUGUUUCCUGAUACAAUGCUACAAGCAGCAGGAUGCUUUGUGGGGGUCGUCCUGUCCUCUGAGUUACCAGAGGAUGAUAGAGAGCUCUUUGAGGAUCUGUUAAGGCAAAUGUCUGACCUUCGGCUCCAGGCCAACUGGAACAGAGCAGAAGAAGAAAAUGAAUUCCAAAUCCCUGGAAGAACUAGACCCUCCUCUGACCAACUAAAAGAAGCCUCUGGCACUGAUGUGAAACAGUUGGACCAAGGCAAUAAGGAUGUACGUCAUAAAGGAAAACGUGGAAAAAGGGCUAAAGAUACUUCAAGUGAAGAAGUUAACCUGAGUCACAUUGUACCAUGUGAGCCAGUUCCAGAAGAAAAGCCAAAAGAAUUACCUGAAUGGAGUGAAAAAGUGGCUCACAACAUUUUGUCAGGUGCUUCCUGGGUGAGUUGGGGUUUAGUCAAAGGUGCUGAGUUUACUGGUAAAGCAAUCCAGAAAGGUGCUUCUAAACUCCGAGAGCGGAUUCAACCAGAAGAAAAACCCGUGGAAGUUAGUCCAGCUGUCACCAAGGGACUUUAUAUAGCGAAGCAAGCUACAGGAGGAGCAGCAAAAGUCAGUCAGUUCCUGGUUGAUGGAGUUUGCACUGUAGCAAAUUGUGUUGGAAAAGAACUAGCUCCACAUGUCAAGAAGCAUGGAAGCAAACUUGUUCCAGAAUCUCUUAAAAAAGACAAAGAUGGGAAAUCUCCUCUGGACGGUGCUAUGGUUGUAGCAGCGAGUAGUGUUCAAGGAUUUUCAACUGUCUGGCAAGGAUUGGAAUGUGCAGCUAAAUGCAUCGUUAACAAUGUUUCAGCAGAAACUGUACAAACUGUCAGAUACAAAUACGGAUAUAAUGCAGGAGAAGCUACCCACCAUGCGGUGGAUUCUGCGGUCAAUGUUGGCGUAACUGCCUACAAUAUUAACAACAUUGGUAUCAAAGCAAUGGUGAAGAAAACUGCAACACAAACAGGACACUCUCUCCUUGAGGACUAUCAGAUAGUUGAUAAUUCUCAGCGGGAAAAUCAAGAAGGAGCAGCAAAUGUCAACGUGAGAGGGGAGAAGGAUGAGCAGACGAAGGAAGUAAAGGAGGCGAAGAAAGAUAAAUGAUGAAGUGCUGGGAAUCACCUAUACCAAAGCCUUAUGAAAUGGAUGAAAUUUUGUUAAAUAGGCAAAUGUGGAAUUCCUCACAGAUUAACCAGUAUUUUUUAAAUGUAUUCAUUCCUACAAAUUAACUUUCAUAAAUUUUAUGGCAUGUCUUCUAUUUAAAAGGAAAAGAAUAAGUAUUCUUGCAUCUGGCCUUAGAAAUGUGAAGUUAUAUUCUCAAGUUUAUUUUUUUCCAAGCGUAGCUAAAAUAUUUUUGCAGGUAAAAUAAAGCUAAUAGUACAUGUGUUGUUCAAACCUUGUUAAACCUAAUAUUGAACUAUUUUUAUAUCUGCUUUCAGAAGGCAAAUAGGAAACUAUAUAUUUGCUUAAAAAUUGGCAUUUAGUAACCUUAAUUCUUUUUAUAGAAGGAACGACUUAAAGUAUUGUCCCCUCUUUUUGCACUAAUUGUGGAUUUUUUUAGAUGCUUCUCAAAAUUUUCAGUGUGUAAGCUAAACAAAAACUAAAACUAAGAAUUCUCAAAAAGACUUGUUCAAAACAGGGAAAGACUGAUGAAAAGUAAAAGGGACUACUUUUGUAACUUACCUGUUUGUUAGGAAAUGGAAUGGUCUCUUUGAUUUAAAAUGAAUAAAAAUAGAUUAUUACGUCUUUUGUAUUGAGACUGUAUUGUUAUGAGCCUAGGAAAUUUGGGAACAUGAUUGUAUUAUAUUAAAAUUUGAAGUGAUUAUUAUCAGCUUAAUUGGAUUAAAAAAUUACUUCAAGAAAUUAUUUUAUCAUAUCUGCUUCUGUUUUUCCAAAAGGUUAAAAAAAUAUAUAAACAAUUGAGUUUACUAAUGGUAAACAUUUUUAUUCUGGGAUUUGGUCAUUGGAAUUUAUAUUAAAAGACAAGUUAUUAAAAAGGAAAGGUUCUAUUCAUAAUCAGGGUAAAGAAUAUGAAAACCUUAGACGUAAUCCAUGGUGGAUAGGCAUUAUGGUUUCCACUUUGGCAGAAGGCAGACUAUUCACAGCCCUAUUUACUUACGUAGGCUAAAAAACUAUGUAACUAAAUACCUAAUGGUAUUUAAUUUUUGUUUAUUGAAUUUAAGAGAUUGGUAUUAGUUUUCAUAGCUGCAGUCCAUUCUAAUAAUUUCUGAUCUUCUAGUGGCUACUUAAUUAGACAUUAUUUGAAGCUGUCUGAAGAAUGCACUUUAUGAAUUAAAAAACUCUGAAUUGCCUGACCUCGUUAUCACAUGAGCUUAUAUUUUGGCAACACAUAGAACUGAUGGAGGCUUUUCCUAAGGCCAAGGAUAAUGUACUAGUUGUUAAAAUGGAAAUAAAAGUGAAGUGGUAAAUAGCUUA
Pan troglodytes (chimpanzee) is the source of this 4658-nucleotide messenger RNA. RefSeq names its product spartin (gene SPART). The coding region runs from base 1329 to 3326 and encodes 665 amino acids. Gene Ontology annotation, cellular component: plasma membrane. The record is from RefSeq and is a predicted model, not a curated record. Lineage: Eukaryota; Metazoa; Chordata; Mammalia; Primates; Hominidae. Gene Ontology annotation, biological process: cell division; negative regulation of BMP signaling pathway. The transcript has 10 exons.